UUCGCAGGAAAAAAUGUUGGGUCACUACUACUGAAAACAUAAAGUAUUGACGUAUUAAUCCAUAUUAUUAGUCAUUCGUUGGUAGCUGCGAUGAUGUUAUACGGACUUAUUCUUACUCGUUUAGUUUUUCUCUUCGACGAGUCUGAAACCUUGCACACACAGCCGAUGUUUGGCUACAUCACCCGUAUCAUCAAGGAUGUCACAGAAAAUAGAUGCGUUUUCAAACUAUUUGACAACGUUAAUAAGAGCAUAUCAGAAAAACAAAUGCGCUUCAAUAAUUUGCUACUGGUGGAUCUUAAGUCCAUUCUGAAGCCCCAAACAUCCUUUUUCAAUCUCUUCGUACUUCUGCGUCCUCCACAGAAAACGGACUUACAAAAAUGUAUAAAUACAGGGAUGCAUAUAUAUAUGAUUGUCAAUACUUAUGUCCAUCACUUGUCCCUGUGUGUUUUUGAUCCGGAGAACUACGAAAACAAGAAACGAAGUAUUCACGAAUGGUGCAGUGAGGGACAGUCCUACCAAGCAGAACUUGUACGCUUGCAGAAAUGUAUUGACUAUCGUUCGAGAUGUAGCAGUCGGACCUACGAGGCUAUUAAUAAGGACAUUUUGAAAUGGGGCCUGAAAGCUUACAAUGUGACGAAGUUUUCGAGAGACAUAACCAAUGUGACUGACUGUUUCAAUAAAGCAGAGUCAAGGACCUAUACGGAUUUCCAAAUGUUGACAGAGGGUUUAACCAACUGUAUCGAGGAGAUAAGAAGACUAAUUACUGACAUAGAAAAAGUGAACGCGCUCUUGCCCCACCUUACUUGAUUCCGUUGUGCUGAAAAAAACAAAUUUUAGUUUAUUUUAGUUUAUUUAGUUUAUUUUUAGUUUUCGAAUACGAAAACUAAAACUGAAAUUAUGACAAAUAAUGUUAUGUCUGAUUAAUUAUAUUUAUUUUAU
Fopius arisanus is the source of this 939-nucleotide messenger RNA. RefSeq lists its product as uncharacterized. NCBI's taxonomy places the organism in Eukaryota, Metazoa, Arthropoda, Insecta, Hymenoptera, Braconidae. The record is from RefSeq and is a predicted model, not a curated record. Bases 91 to 807 code for a protein of 238 amino acids. The transcript is spliced from 4 exons.